Molecule: messenger RNA, 859 nt
Organism: Salvia hispanica
Lineage: Eukaryota; Viridiplantae; Streptophyta; Magnoliopsida; Lamiales; Lamiaceae
Gene: PRPL11
Product: plastid ribosomal protein l11
Biological process (GO): translation
Cellular component (GO): cytosolic large ribosomal subunit; ribosome
Molecular function (GO): large ribosomal subunit rRNA binding; structural constituent of ribosome
Source: RefSeq, a predicted model, not a curated record
CGCUCAACUAUUUUUCAGCUCCAUCAAUGGCUUCUUCAUCUCUCUGCGCUUACAACGCUCCAAUUUCUAUUUCCUCUCGAAAUUUCCCAACUUCAAAGAAACUCCAUGGGGAAGCUGAAGCCAAACUUCCAAUUUCCACAAUGUUUUCGUCCCUCAGUCUGUCCUCAAACCAGACCACCACUCUUCAAUUUUUGAGCGAGAAACGGCCGCUGCGCCUCUCUUCCACGCCGCGCACUCUCACCGUCAUUGCCAUGGCGCCUCCUAAACCCGGAGGGAAAGCUAAAAAAGUGGUUGGGGUGGUGAAGCUGGCUCUGGAGGCGGGGAAGGCGACUCCGGCGCCGCCGGUGGGGCCCGCAUUGGGUGCCAAGGGUGUGAACAUAGCGGCAUUUUGUAAGGACUACAAUGCUCGCACCGCUGAUAAGGCUGGUUAUAUCAUUCCCGUCGAAAUCACUGUUUUCGACGAUAGAAGUUUCACUUUCAUCUUGAAGACUCCACCUGCUUCGGUUUUGCUGCUCAAAGCUGCAGGUGCGGAGAAAGGUUCUCAGAACCCUAAGCAGGACAAAGUUGGGAAGGUAACGAUCGACCAGCUGCGGACAAUUGCACAAGAAAAAUUGCCAGAUCUCAACUGUUCAAGUCUGGAGUCAGCGAUGAGAAUUAUAGCAGGCACCGCAGCAAAUAUGGGAAUUGAUGUCGACCCUCCUGUACUCGAACCGAAAAAGAAGGAACUUGUGUAGGUCUUGACUUUUAUCUUCCCUUUUAGUUGAAUGUAUUUUGUUGCAUUUUGCAUCAAAAGCUGAGUAAUUUUUUGGCUGUACCAUAUUUGUGAAAUAGUUUAUCACAGCUCCUUAUUUCUCAUUGA